CCUGCCAAACCUACACCGACCUCCCUGGACCACGAAGACAGUCGAAAAUCACACUAAGGUCGAAAAACUCGCUACGGGUCACGCUUCGGAGGAGCACCGCACCGCACCGACGCGGCGACGACGCAUCACCAGCCCACGAGCGACGGACGAGCGCACCCGAAAAAUAACGAGAGCGAGAGGAGGCUCAAUCACCCUCAAUCCCUCACUCCUUCCUUUUCCGUGAAGAUGCUGCAAUCGCCUUUGAAAAAGCGACGACUCUCGCGGAUUUGAUUUACCCCCAAGUUUCCAAUGAAACGCCUACACUUGGAAUGCAACCGACGAUGGCUUUGACUCCACCCGACCAAGGCGAAGUGCCUUGAUUUUUGAGAAUUCUGAGGAAUAGAUCAAGAAGCAUCCAGCUUUUCAAGAUGAUGGGAUCUUUCAUUACCAGGGGAGUUAUAAUGUUACUUGGCUACGUGUAUCCGGCGUAUGAAUGCUUCAAAGUUGUAGAGAGGAAUAGACCCGAUUUGGAGCACCUGAGAUUUUGGUGUCAGUACUGGAUUAUAAUUGCAUCUCUUACAGUGUUCGAACGUGUGGGAGAUAUUUUUGUUUCUUGGGUGCCAAUGUAUAAUGAAGCAAAACUGGCUUUCAUCAUUUAUCUUUGGUAUCCAAAGACACUGGGGACAACGUAUGUCUACUCAUCCUUCUUAAGACCCUUUGUGGUUAAGCACGAGUCGGAGAUUGAUCACCAGCUGAAUGAGUUGACUACCAGAGCUGGAGAUCUAGCCUUCUUCUGGUGGCAACGAGGUUCAGCUUACAUUCAAGCUCAGGUUUAUCAGAUUUUAGCUUACGUUGCCUCGCAGUCAAAUAGAACUCAGCAGGGUACAGUUGUCCGUCAGGUUCCUCCAGCUGCCCGUCAAGCCUCUAUUUUUCGUCCGAACGCCCAAAUUCCUCGUGGACCCCCACGUGAUCCUCCACAGGGUGACACUCAAGUUCAUCCACCUCCAGUAGGAAGAUUUCCUGGACAUACCCCAGGAGGUGCUGGUUAUCCUGCGUUGAAUGUUGAAGAACUUCAUCCUCCUGCCGCACUUCAGGCUGGCACUACUCUGUAUCCUCCUGUGGCUGGUGAAGCUGGUCCAGACCUUUACCCUCCUCCUCCUGGACCCAAUUUCACGGGCUCUGCCCACCGGCGGCGUGGACGUGGAGCAGGAACAGAGUCAGCUGCCCUUCUCUCAGAAAACUCAGAUUCAGAUUAUGAUGUUGUUGAACACAGUGCAGAGAACUGCCCGGAAAGUCGUCCAGAAAGUCAGUUGGAGAAAAAGUCCCAGCAAUCACAUCCUUCGAUUGGAGAGGAAGGUGUGCCCUUAAAAGUAUAUAACACGAGAAAUCGUCUGCGAUCUGGAGGUUCUCGGAGUUUAUCCGAAUGGUUACCUUGGCUUGGUUCUACACCUUCCGGGAAGGAUGAUUGAGGUUCAUCUUGUCACCUCUGGAGCAAUUUCCAUUGUAUAUCCUUCAUCCUUUCUGACGUCCCCACUUUCAACAACUUCGAAUUGUCUUUUAUACGUCCCUACUUCACAGUAAGUGUAAAAUGCUUCACUGUCCCUGAAGGCGUCAGCUAUCUUCUUCUUUCAGGACCUCAGCGCAGGGAUCAUUAAAAACGAGUUUUUACGGGUGGACUGUUGGGGUCACACUGCUCAGGUCCAGACAUCUUUGACACCGAAGGGCGUCAAAGCUAGAGUAGUUCUGGUGGCUUUUCUACUUGCUUUUCUUAUGGCCCGUUGUAUUUUAUACGUUUUAGAUGACUUCAAGUGUGUCUUAAAAUGCAGUAUAUUAGUUUCGCACAUACUGUCUCAGAAUAUUUUGGUACAUCUAAGGAUUCAGCUGUUUUUAAUACUACAAACUUUAUAUGCAUACAACUAAAAGUUGCCUGAUUAAGUACGA
Molecule: messenger RNA, 1920 nt
Organism: Physcomitrium patens
Lineage: Eukaryota; Viridiplantae; Streptophyta; Bryopsida; Funariales; Funariaceae
Product: HVA22-like protein j
Source: RefSeq, a predicted model, not a curated record